Molecule: messenger RNA, 321 nt
Organism: Heterobasidion irregulare TC 32-1
Lineage: Eukaryota; Fungi; Basidiomycota; Agaricomycetes; Russulales; Bondarzewiaceae
Exons: 2
Coding region: 1-321 (106 amino acids)
Source: RefSeq, a predicted model, not a curated record
AUGUCGUUCAUCCAUCCGUUCCACGCAGUCAUCGUUCUAGGGAUCAAGCAGGGGAGGAUAUGCGGUGGAUCCCAGGAUAUUGAUAUGGUUAGAGCGACGGAGGAGUUAGAGAGUUGGGCUAGUGCCAUCCAGCGGAACGAGGACAUGACGUCGCUCAAGACGGGCAGACGGGAGCACCAUAGUACGGUUCUACACGAUUCCAUGCGUGCCAUACGGACGAUCUUUUCCUACGAGUGGGCUGCGAAUGAAAGUUCUGCAGAGCGUUCAGAAGACGAGAGGAGUCCUGACGAGUCGCUAACGAGUCGCAUUCAUGACGGCUAA